This is a messenger RNA of Spirometra erinaceieuropaei, 13833 nucleotides long. The record is from the annotation of a GenBank genome assembly. NCBI's taxonomy places the organism in Eukaryota, Metazoa, Platyhelminthes, Cestoda, Diphyllobothriidea, Diphyllobothriidae.
AUGAAUGCGGCCGCCGUGAUCCGUUUCGCCGUCCCUCCAGAUGCAUGUACAUUAAUGCGCGUACGUCAGAACGCCAGAGCUCCUAGGUUCCCACUCCCCCCCCCCUCUUCCUCCUACUCUGCCACGCCACGCCACGGCCACGGCCACGGCCACCUCUACCACCACCUAAAAUGGCAAUAAUUUGCGGAACCAUCUGUGCUCAGGUCUACGAAUGUUCCUCAAAAAGCACACAACGUGAUUCGUAUCUGUUGUAACACUAGAAGGCCGCCUUACGGCGGCAAAAAGCUGUGUGAUUUUGCUUCACGUCGCUUGAAAACCACAAAAAUAAUCGGAACGACAGGUUUUGUUCCAUAAUGCAGGGCUAUUAGCAGUGUUAGGGAUUUUUAUAAGGCGACUGUCCCCUAAAUAGCUGAUGGAGGUGCAGUCAUUCAAUGGCAAAUCCGCGCCCCGGAUAUGCCGUAAAAACAACACGCGCGCAUGAAGUUUCUAGCCCCAUGGUCGCCUCAGGAAAGACUGGACUGUGCUGAUAACGCAAUCUCAACACAUCAUGCUUGGGGUUUGGAUCUUUAACACCCGAAUCAGUGCCAUCUUCGGCCCGACUAAAAUUUCUGCACCCUUUGCCGAUUUUGAUGAAUUCACGUAAUAAUCUCCACCAACCAACUUUGUUAGUAAAUGCACAUAACCGGUUAGGUUCCAAUACCGAAAUUUUCGGCGGUUGGAAAGCGGGAUCCACUCCUUCGGAAAUGACGCUCAUGUGCUUAGCUCUAAGUAGAACAGGCCAACUUCUCACAUGGACGCAGUAAGCAAGUAUUCCAAUAGAAACAUGCGGAUUUGGACUCCGUCAUCUGUUAAAAGCUACAGUGCGUGAUCGAUCUCAUGAAAUGUUGGCCAAAAGUCUGGAAUGCGUUUCCGAUUAGGAAGGAUUACUUAGGUGGGGUUGUGGCACUGAUUAUCAUGCAGCAUAACCCUAUAAUAUUUCGUACUCGCCAGGAUGUCGGCUUUUGAAUGCACUUCGUUUUGACCCGCUGCAGAAAGCACACUCGGUAAAAAAUGACUACGUAAGUAGCAUGCCUUUUCCUAUUAAUUUUCGAUGGUCUUAUAAAUUCAAAUAUAUUUUCUAUAAAACAUGCACAAAAAUAUGCUUUAUUUUGCUCUUUUGGUGGCAAAUCACAUUGUCUUCAUAUUGCAUGCCCGAAGAAAAUGUGUAUUUAUGUUUUAAAAAAGUUUCUAAUUAUGAGAUUUUUAAGAACGUGCGAUGUCGAUGCAUCUUCGUUUAGUAAUGCCCCUCAUGAAAUGUACAACACAGUCCGGAUCCAUUGCAAAAUUUAAUGAACUCUAUGUGGUACCUUCUUAAAGGCGUAGAGGAAUAUAUGAUUUUCCUUACGCGGAAAGCAUGCACCUAGUAGACUGAAGUUGCAAAACGCUGAUGCAAUGGCAGAUCAGGCUGAAAAUUAUUCGAGAAUCGAGAAACUUUUUUAAAACCUAAAUAGGCACUUUCUUCGGGCAUGCAAUAUGAAGACAAUGUGAUUUGCCACCAAAAGAGCAAAAUAAAGCAUAUUUUUGUGCAUGUUUUAUAGAAAAUAUAUUUGAAUUUAUAAGACCAUCGAAAAUUAAUAGGAAAAGGCAUGCUACUUACGUAGUCAUUUUUUACCGAGUGUGCUUUCUGCAGCGGGUCAAAAAGAAGUGCAUUCAAAAGCCGACAUCCUGGCAAGUCCGAAAUAUUAUAGGGUUAUGCUGCAUGAUAAUCAGUAUAACAACCCCACUUAAGUAAUCUUUCCUAAUCAAAAACGCAUUCCAGAAUUUUGGCAAGAAUUUCAUGAGAUCGGUCACGCACUGUAAGUGAUACAGGUUUUUAUAAGAACCGCUAUUAAAAAAUGGUGUUCAAAUAGCUGAAAGGCAGGAGUCUCGGAAAUUAACCACCAGAUCGAGCAAGCCUGUCGUCGGACGCGACAGAGAGACCGGGAUGCAGCGCGUGCACUUAACGUGCGUCACGUGCCCUGCGAAGUUUCCUCCACCGGGUCUUCCACCACGUGCUGCGUCAUACGCCAUCAAUUGACGCCAUUUUUGUUCUUUCGACCACGUGACCUUCACGGGCGAACGCGGUUGGCUGAGCCAUCCCCAAGUGCCGGCAAGCCAUUGAAACGAGUGUCUUGAUUGAUCGCCAAGCUUCUACUUCACAGCGGCACACUGUCAGGACGAUUGCAAUUGUACGUGUUCAUCUUACCACGAUGAGGUGGGGAGCCUGCGGAAGACUUUGAACAUUGGGCGAAAAUGUCGCCGUCAGUCUCGGUGCUGCUUAAAAUGAUGCCUCCAAGGGCAGUAAGAAAUAGAGGAGACGCGGUCGCUGUAGUGAGAAGUCAUAUUCGUCUGACUAUUCGGAUCCAGACUCGAACCCAUCAUCAGAGACCGCCAGAGAUAGGGGUAAUAGACGCACAGAGGUUGCGGUAGUUCAGCGCUCGAAGACGUGUAAGAUAACACACAUGGUUGAAGAGAUUACCUGGUAUAGCAUUCCUGUUAUGCAAACCCUGAACAGAGCUGUUAAACAACACAUAAAACAUGCACGUACAGACACAGUAAGAGAACGGAUUUAACGUUUGUGAAAUUCAUGUUACGGUAGAAAAAAUGAGCAGAAUUAAGAAGGGGGAUAUAAAUAUACAAGGGCAGUUCGUGUUGCAUGUACAACUGAGCCGUUUGUAGUGGGAAGUGGUUCCGUAAUGUCAGGUACAAUACCGCUGAGGAAUGCAGCGUUGUCGGCAGCUACGUUGGAGGGUCGUGGAAGUUGCUAAAGUGAGAUGAUAGAUGUGGACAAACUCUGUGAGAACGACGAUCGGGAGGGGUAAGGAACAACGGCAUCUUCAUCGACAUACAGUGCGUGACCGAGCUCAUGAAAUGUUGGCCCAAAUUCUGAAAUACGUUUUCGAUUAGGAAGGGUUACUUAGGUGGGGUUGUAAUAUUGAUUAACAAGCGGCAUUCUCCUCAGACACGCCGUCCUCUGCUCUACAGUGCGUGACCGAACUCAUGAAAUGUUGGCCGAAAUUCUGAAAUGCGUUUUCUUUUAGGAACGAUUACUUAGGUGGGGUUGCAAUGUUGUUCAUCAAGCAACAAACUCCCAUGGUAUGUCGGGCUCGAUCUCCUGCAAAACCCACACUCGGUAAAAAUGACUACUUAAGAAGCAUGUAUUUUUCGCAUUGAUUUUCGACGGUCCUAUAAGUUCAAAUAUUUUUUGUGCAAAACACGCACAAAAUAUGCUUUCUUUUAAUUGUUUGGUAGAAAAUAACAUUGUCUUUACAUCCUAUACCCAAAGGAAGCGUUUAUUUAGGUUUUAAAAAAGUUUCUAGUUAUGAGAUUUUUAAGACCGUGCGAUGUCCAUACAUAGAGCGUCGCACAUCUCCGUUUACCAAUGCUCCUCGUGAAAUGUACAACAUAGUACACAUUCACUGCAAAAUUCUAUGAACUCAGCACGGUAUCUUCUUAAAGGCAUAGAGGAAUAGAUGACUUUUCUUGUGCGGAAAGCAUGCACCUUGUAGAAUGGAAUCGCUACUGAUCUGGCCCAAAAUUAGUAAGGAAUUGGGAAACUUUUUCAGAACCUAAAUAUACGCUUUUUUGGGUAUAAAAUGUAAAGACAAUGUAUUUUUCCACCAAACAAGUAAAAAAAGCGUAUUUUGUGCGUGUUUUCCAUGACAAAUCUUUCAAUUUAUAAGACCAUCGCAAAUCAAUGUGGAAAAUACAUGCUACAUAUGUAAUCAUGUUUUAGCCAGUGUGGCUUCUGUAGAAGGUCGAAAUAAAGUGCAUUUAAAAGCUGACAUCCUAGCGAAUCCGAAAUACUAGGAGAGUAUGUUGCUUGAUAAGCAUCAGUACAACCUCACCCAAGUAAUCCUUCCUAAUCGAAAGCGCAUUUCAGAAUUUCGGCCAACAUUUCAUGAGAUCGGUCACGCACUGUAUGAUCGCAUCGCUCCCGUCCUGUGUCCGUUCCAACAGUGGCCUCGAUUCGCUUAAACAAUUCAGUCAGAUUCGCGAUGCGUUGCAGUAGCGUUGUCCAUAGUGUACCCCAUUAUACCGCCAAGUACUCCCAAAUUUCCUCGUUAAUUUCUGAGGUCGCCCCGAUUCGCGCUGCAGCAGGCCCUAGUGGGAUCUGCGAACGCAAUGCAAGGGGCCACUUUUCAAACUGGUUUACCAUACAUCAAAAACUACUAUUAGUUAGAAGGUUAGACACCUGUUUCGCCUAUUUUGUACUAUGAUCGACUGAACUCGAGAAGGUUUAUGCCGAAAAACGUACUACCAGAGUCUUAAUUUAUUUCUGAGAAUAUGAAAAACUCCAAUUAUUUUCGAUCAGAUGUGGUUAUGUAGCCGCACCUGAGUUAAACAAACCCCAGCCGCCUAUAAUACGGGACCGACGAUAAUAGGGGUUUUUGCAGAUGGGGUCGGGGAACGCACAGGCGACGAGGUCAAGAAAUUUUAUGCAAAAGAAAAACUAUUGGGAAUGCGCGGUUGUACUUUGAGUGCUUGAUAAAUUGUUGUCCUAACCCCUUACUCCAACCCUAAUUCCUUAACCCAAACCCCUAACAGUAUUGUGUCCCGAUCGAAACCGACAGGGCGACAGACUCGUGACCCAGUGGUUAGAGGCGUGGACUUCGAACUAACAGGUCGCGAGUUCGGGACUCGAGUGUUCCACACUUCGGGGUUGGGUAUGACUGGCUGACGACGGCUAAUAAGCCAGAAAUGGCCAUUCCAACCUUCCUUGUCUUUGUCGGUAAUGCCAUUCUGUCAGUAUUUUUUCCCUCAGGUGCGGCUGCAUAACCGUAGUUUUCGCGCUGCGGAUAUCACAUUAGUUGUUCCACGACCUUCCCAAAAUCCGCGCAUUGAGUCUUCGGAAGAAGCCCUUGUUCCAGGUGUACAGUCAGGCGAUCAUAGAGGUUACAGGGGAAGAUUCUGUUGGAUCUGGAUUAUAAGUUCUCCCCCCCCCGUACAACAGGUGGCCUAAGGUUAGGUUCCAGGAGUACAUACUCUCGUGUACUACCCUUGACCAGAUCUGCGAGGGGUACUCCUCCUCCUCCUCCUCCUCCUCCUCCUCCUGCCCCCUCCUCCUUCUCCACAAUCAUCACUAUCACAGCCGCCCCCACCAUUAAACCUAUCCCCCGGAAUUUGGCGCAAGUUCAUCUGUAAUAGGGGGGGGGGGGGGGCUUAUAAGCGUGCCGUGCCUUGCCGGCGAUACUAAGAAGGCGUUUUCGCAGAUUCUCCCCUCACUUUUUAAUUUGUAGAGAAGAGUGCUGUUGACUUACUGGAAGUCAUGCAGGAUUGAUCAUUGUAUCCACAUCUACUGUGGCAGCAAGGCAAUUUUGUUGACAAAACCGAGUGCCAACGUAUGUGGAGACUUCUGCUGGGAGUGACUCAGUGCCCGCGUUUUUUUUCACCGCGCAACUGCUAUACACUGUCCUAAACGUGCCCCAUGCAGGAAUGAUGGAUGCUCAAUGUGAGCAUUGAUUCUGUUAGCGACUUCCUCGCGGACUGAGAAUGAAGGAGUUUGGAGGUACCCAAGCUGUACAGCCCAGCGUUACCUGAUAGGGGGCACCCUUUGCUACUCGACACUAGAGCCUCGCCAGUCAGGGAGGGGUAGAUGGAUUGGUGCGCUGGCUUUGCGUUUUCCCCCGGUUAGUCGUUUUAACUCGUAAAUGAAGGCGCGCUAACGCGUUGUUCCAGAACUUCGUGCACUUUUAAAUUAUUCAUAAUUUUAUCUUUCUCCUAUGUAUCAUUCACAGAACUAAUCAGUUAUGUAUCCCCCUUCGUUGUUCACAACCUCCCUACAAUAUCCAGGCGGUUUUUCAAUCCGCUGAUUUUUUCUUGAAGAAAUCUGCGGAUUUGUACGCAACGAAGUUAUCGAUCCGGUUUUGGAGAUCCGCGUCAAUGUUGUUCAAAUUUUUUUCGAAUGACCGAAAAAAGAUGGGAAUCCGGUGGAGCACGGUCUGGGGAGUAUGUCGGAUGCGGAAGAACCUCUCAGCCGAGCUCUUUUAUGACAUUUUGGAGAAUUGUGCGACGUAAGGCCUGGCGUUUCAAUUCUGCAAAAUGACACCGUUUUGAAGAAAGAGUGGGGAAACACCCGAAGUGUUUAGCCCACCGUUCCCUGACAGCAGAACUGUUUCAUCUGAGAUAACAGUGACACAAUUGAGACGCUUCUAGUGGGAUAGAUGGAUUAGUGAUGUGACUCUGCGUUUAUCCGGAGUUAGCCAUUCCAACUCGUAAUUGGAUGCGUAUGAGGGGGCAUUAUUGGCUUGUUCUGCAAGUUCAUGCGCUUUACAGUUUUUCAAAAUGUUAUCAUAUUCUUUUACAUUAUUCACAGAAUUAGUCAAUUAGGCAUUCCUCUUCGUUGUUCACAUCCCCCCCCUCCCCCCCCCCCAACAUUUAGGCAGUUUUCCAAUCCUGUAGUUUAAGAAAUUGACGUGUUUUGACGCAAAAAGUCAUCGAACCACUUCUGAAGAUCCACUUCGUUAUUGAGGGAUACUCCGGUCAAAUUGUGUUUGAGGGACAGAAGAGGGUGGUAACCCGAUGGAGCAAGGGCUGGGGAGUAUGGUGGAUGCGAAAGAACCUCUCAUACAAACUCUUCAAUGACGUUUUUGGAGAAUUCUACGACGUGAGGGCUGGCGUUUUCAUACUGCAAAAUGGCCGAUGCCAUUUUGGCGCUUUUGUUGAAUCACCUUACCUAGACCCCGAAGCCAUUGACUCUAAAACUCUGCAUUGAUGGCCUGGUUCCUUGUAAGCAAUUCAUUAUGGAUUACUCCCUCCACAUCCCACCAGACACGCAGCAUCCUCUUAUGAGGAUAAAGAUCCGGUUUGGCUCGAGGUGUUGCCUGAUCUUUGGGGCCAAACCGCUCUUUCCUUUGAUUCAUAUUCAGGUAUAAGCCCCAGAUGUCAUCACCAGUGAGAAUAAGCUUCAAAAAUGGUUUACGUUUUUGGCGGGCGAGGCGGUUUCGGGCGAAUAAUGAGACAUAAACAAACUCGAGUAAAAAAGAUGUCGGGAAUGUUCACGUUUGUCUGUCUGACACUGCACUUCCUUUUGGCUGUAGGUAAUAAAAAGUUGACUAAAAUGGAACAUUACAUAUAUGUUCUGCAAGUGUUUGGCUAGUGGAAUAAAACGACAUAUAACACAACUGCAUCAAACAAAUUACUACAUGCUAGAGUUUUGAGUAAGUGAAAGACGUACUCAGUGGUUUUUGAGGCGAUUAAAAAGUUGAAGCUUCAAAACUGGAGUAUCUACCAGAAAGAACAAGAGGAACGCUGGGGGACCAACUGACGAGACGAAUCCCUCUCAGUAGUGUUUUGCGACGAUAGAAUGUCAACGGAACACGCGUCUGGCUUUUAAACUAGUACCUGUAUUGCCAGUGUGGUAGGUCAAGUUUUUGAGAAGGAACUGGCAUGGUUUCAUAUUUAUAUAAUUGUUUUACCAAACAUUAUGACUCCAAGUAAUAUUUAAAACAAGGAUUCACUUUGGGGUAAGGUGAUACCAUACUUACAGCACAGGUACUAGCCAAAAGCCCAUACACGCGUGUUUCGCCGAUAUUCUGCCGUUGCAUGGCGCAGCUGAGAGGGGUUCGGCUCGUCAGUGGGUCCCCCAGCAUUCCCCGUGUGUUUUCUGGUAGAUACUCCAAUUUAAAAAUUGUCGCUUUUUAAUUUCCUCGGAAAUUUUCUACUCCACGCAACGGCAGAAUAUUGGCGAAACACGCGUGUAUGGGCCUUUGGCUAGUACCUGUGCUGUUAGUAUGGUAUCACCUUACCCUAAAGUAUACUACUAGUUUUCUGUCGACAGUUAAUGAAUAUUACGCGUUUACCCACUGUGGCUGAUGGACUUUGGUCCAAAUAUUCAUACAUAAAAUUCUCGGUCGGAGCCUAUAGACCUUGAAUAAACUGAUCUACUCCAACUUCGUAGAUCAUUUCUGAAGAGAUUAAAAGGCGACAAGGAUUUACUGGUGAUGAAGGGAGUACUUUGGAGAUUGCCUGUAGUACGUUAAGUUUACUGCAAAAUGUGUCGGUUCUGGAUCUAAACGGCUUUACGAUUUCGCAAGAUUUGCAAUGAUGGCUGCACUGCUACUGUCUAACUUUCCAGACACGCCUUUCGCCGAUAUUCUGUCUUCGUAUAGCACAGUUGUGAGGGCGUCGGCUCAUCGGUAGGUCCCCGAGCUUUUCCCAUGGGCUUUCUGUUAGGCACUCCAGUUUAAGCCCUUCAGCUUUUUUAAUCUUUUCGGAAAUGAGUGCGCCAUCCUGGAGUAUAUUGUUCGGAAUGUGGCUUUAUAGUGUCAGUCAUUGGUAUUUGAUCUGAGCUCCAUCGGCUACAGCGUGAUAACCACGUAAUAUUCAUAACCUGUCAAUAUAAAGUCGGCGCUGUAUUCGUAUGGCACGAUUUGCCAUACCAUUGAGCCGAACCCCUUGUAGCUCUGUCAUGUUCGGCGAGACACACAUUUUUCCAGUAAAUACCGGUGCUGUCAGUAUGGUAUACCAGGCAACAUGAGUACUAUACUGACCGCCUGUUGGUAGUUUCGAAAUAUCACGCGGUUAUCCCAUUGACGUUGAUAGUUUUUAGCUCAAAAAUUCGUGCCAUUUUUUGGCUCCAGCCGAUAGAGUAACAUUUUAAAGGAUUUACUAUAUGGAAGAACAUUAAUUCUUGGUUGGUGAGGAAGGCUGUUUAAAAAAAAACGUUCGACCAAAAUCAUAAUGCCUACUCGGAAAGAUGUCAUAAAUAGGUUACAAAUCAAAAUCUUCCACGCAAAAUAUAUGAAAACAAAGAACCUUUUCCAACAAUAACAAUGCCAAUAAUCUCGCGAAGGGUUGACUGAAUUUCUGUAUGCUAUUCUAAAUUAUUACUUAGUCAGGGCUACGACAUUUAUUAUCAUGUCGCAUAAUGCUAAAAUAUUCCAGUCACGCCAAGAUGCCUGCUGUCAGAUGAAAUUUUUAUCGGCUGCUUGCUUCAACUAUAUUUCCCAAAAAUCAACCACUUAAAUAGCAUGAAUUUGUCUGAAGAAUUUUCGAUGUCCUCAUAAAUUGAAAUAAAUUUUGUAUAAACAUGCAUAAAACUUUUUUACUCAUUUGGUAGUCACUCAUGUUGUCUUCAAAUUUUAUACUCAAAAGUAUCCUUCUGUUUUAAAAACGUUCUUACUUUCCGAACUAUUUCGAGCCUGACCUGCUGGUACCUUGCAUUCCGGGGUUUCCCAUAAACUAGCCGUUUAUUUUUCGCGCAAGGAAAAUCUUAUAUUUAUUUUAAUUAUUUGGUAGCAACUUACGUCUUUUUUGAAUUUAUACUUGAAGCAAAAGUAACUCCCGUUAAAAAACGUUCUCAAUUCCUGAUUAAUCUUGAACCUGACCUGCUGUUAUAAUGACAUUCGGGGUUUAAAAGAUGCAAGCUGUAUAACUUUGAAAAGGAUUUAAAUCACCACAGUCUUUGAUAGUCUUCGGUCACGUUCGUUAGAAAAACCGAUAAGAUGUCUUCUUAAGUAACUCUUUUACUGAAAUUUGGGACUAAAAAUAAUAUUUAAAAUUAGGAUUUACUCGCGAUAAAGCGGCUGUUUUGGAAAAUGUCUGAGGCGCAUUAAGCAUAUCGUAAAAUGUACCCGUUCUAAAUCCAAACUACUUUAUUAGUUUGUAUGAUUUUUAAUACUGGCGGCACUGCUACUGUCUAGCUUCCCAGACACGCGUUCUGCUGAUAUCCUGUCUUCGUAUGGCACAGUUGUGAGGGAGUCGGCUCAUCGGUAGGUCCCCGAGAGUCUCCCGUGUGCUUUCUGUUAGGUACUCCAGUUUAGACACUUCAGCUUUUUAAUCUCCUCAAAAAUUAGUGCGCCACCUUGGGGUAAAUCGUUCGGAAUGUAGCUUUACGGGCUCAGUCCGAGAGUGGACGACAGUUGUAGAAUUCCUCGUAAAUUGAGUCACGCGUAUAAGCCACAAUAGAUUUCGGUGUAUAUACGGUGCUAAUGAUAGAAUAAGGUAAAAAUAAAAAACGUACAAACUUCAACAAUGGAUACCCUAGACCAAUAAUUCCUUUGUUACUGUUCGAGCGAAUCGAAUUCCCAGCUCAAGGUCAGAAUACAAAAAAUUAGUUAAUUAAAAGAACGCCGAUCACGUUCGAAAGAGGGUUAUGAAAGGGGGAAAGGGGAAUGUCAACAGGGACCAAAUGUGGAAGCACUUGCGAGGAGGGCGUGGAGAAUUCCAAUCGUUGACCAGCUGGAUACAACAAUAGUAUUUGAACUGAGCCCCAUCAUCCAUAGCAUAAUAUGACUGUCAAUAGAACGCCAGGAUCAUAUUCGUGUAGCAUGAUUUGCCAUUCUAUUGAGCCGAAUCCCUCACAGCUGUGUCAUGCUACAGCGACCGAAUAUCGGCGAAACACGUGUUUUAUUUUUUAGCUAGUACCUGUUUUUUCCGAAUGGUAAAUCAUGCGGCAGGUGCAUGUGAAAAUCCUAUUUACGCCAACGGCCUUAGCGGUCGUUACACAACACCUCCUUGAGCUUGAAAUGCAUAAAAUUAAGACUAGACACUGAUAACUUGGCUCUCGAUCUCAACUUGGGCAGGUUCCUGAAGCCUUGUCUCAGUUGACACGUUUGGAUUCUGAUUUUUUCUGACUGGACGCACCCCCCCCCGCCCCACGUGAUUAGGUCAAUUUCCUCGGUUGCGGUAUGCAACGAAACUCCAGCGGCACCGAACGAAAUCCUUAAAUAUGCUUUUGGCUCCAGUAGAGAGCAGCAGGCAACAUUCUUCCAAACCAAUUCAUACGCUGUAGCAUGUCGGCUUCAGGUUGAGGGCUGUUUUCAAAGGGUCUGUAAGCGUGUGCUAUGCCAGUAUCAGCAGACCAUGGCCAUCGUAGCCUGCUAUGCCCUGGCAGUUCCCUGUCAGUGGAUGCGCUUGCGCUCCCGCUAGGUACACAGGCGGUGGUCAUGACUGCCCACUCAUCCUCGUCGCUCAGGCUCCUGUUGGGGUGUUGUUGUUGUUGUUGGUGAAAAAUCCUGAUCAGGUGUAUGUUGUGGACCAGGGGGAGUUGUGGCAUGCCUAGGUGCGGGUCCGGCCGUGCCAGCCACUUGUUCCCUCCCCUACCUCCGGUCUUCUUGACUCGGUCUUGACACCAGGUCCAGGUGGGGAGUGAGUGUGGUUGAUGCUGGGCAAGUCCACUAUCACUAUAAAGUAAUUCACGCGCAAGUCACCUUUCCUGCUCUCACAAUGCUGCGGAGUUCACGGUGGACAUCGUCGCACUCGACGGUAGAAUUGUCAUAUCAAACUAGGCAAAUGACUGCUCAAAUAGUGCGGCUUUUGUAUUGAUUUUUGACGUCUGUAAAUAUUCAGUCCAUCGUCCCUGUCGGCGCCCAUCUAGCAUUGCUAUUGGACGCUAAGACUCUAGAUUGAGCCCCAAGGUGCAUUGGGCGAGCAUGUCCCCUAACCUGGCCAGAAAACUACCGCCUUCCCACGAUUCUUAAGAAGUGCAUAUUCUUCUAUUGAUUUCUGACGCCUGUGAAAAAUCAACCACAGUUUACACAAAGGAUGCGCAAAGAAUUGAUUUCCUACAUCUUCGCUUGGUAGAUUUUUCAACGUUUGUACUUAAGAAGUGGGCUUCCUUCUGUAAGGAAUGAGAGGUUUAAAUUGAAAGAAUUAUUGAGGAAUUCACAUUUCCGUUCCGGUAGCCUAAUAUCCGUAUGUAUCCAAGGCCCUUUUCCCAGGAAUAUGAAGGGGUAUACAAGACGCUUUUAGGGAAAUUACACAGCAUGAAGCUUGAAAACCUGAGCAAAAUAAUAUUAAAUUAUUAUGCUACAUAUUAUAUACAUAUUUAAGGGGAACGGAAUAUGCUCAAUUGGAGCUUUGUUGGGGGGAGUGUUAUCGAAUGCAUAAAAACGUCGAUAAUUCAUGCAAAACUACAUGAGCAGUUUCCGUGAAUGCGAUUUUCAUGGAUGGUGAAAAGGGGUCUCUACCAAAAGUCAGCGUGGCUUCCUCUCCCCGUCAAUUAAUACUAAAGCCACCAUUCAGCAAUAUUUAUGCUGGAAGAGUCGUUAAGAACGUCAGUAAAUACACCACUAGGUUUGACACCUUUGGUAAGUCGGCACCAGUAGAAUAAAAAACUUGUUCGUUUAUUGAUCCCCGGACCAAGGUCGAUCAUUAUUCGUUAAAGUGGUCAAAAAUAAAGUUUCGCCCUCAAAGCAAGUGAUAUCUUGUCUUCAAAGAGGUCUCCUGCAAUACGACCGCGUUUCAUGUUUCCUGGACAAUCAAAUACCCUUCUCAUGCACAGAGACGGGAGACGGGUUAAAGGUGGUCACGUUAACAAUACAGUGCGUGACCGAUCUCAUGAAAUGUUGGCCGAAAUUCUGAAAUUCGUUUUCGAUUAGGAAGGACUACUUAGGUGGGGUUGUGGCACUGAUUAUCAUGCGGCAUACUCCUAUGGCAUUUCGGACUCACCAGGAUGUCAGCUUUUUGAUUCACUCCUUCUUUACCUCCGGCAGAAAGCCUACUCGGUGAAAAAAUGAGUACUUAAGUAGCAUGCAUUUUUCCUAUGGAUUUUCGAGGGUUUCAUAAAUUCAGAUAUAUUUUAUAGAAAUCGUGCACAAAAAUAAGCUUUCUUUUACUCAUUUGGUAAAAAAUAACAUUGUCUUUGCAUUAUAUGCCCGAAAAAAUGUAUAUCUAGGUUUUAAAAAAGUUUCUAAUUGUGAGAUUUUUAAGACCGUGCGAUGUCCUUGCAUACAGUACCGCACAUGUCCGUUUACCACUGCUGCUCAUGAAGUGUACAACACGGUUCGGACCCAUUGUGAAAUUUUAUGAACUCUAUGUGGUAUCUUCUUAAGGGCGUAGAGGGAUCUAUGAUUUCCCUUACGCGGAAAGCAUGCACCUUGUUUACUGAAAUCGCUGGACACUGAUGCAAUGGCAGAUCAAGUUCAAAAAUAUUCGGGGGUUGGGAAACUUUUUUAAAACCUAAAUAUACACUUUCUUCGCGCAUAAAAUGAAAAGACAGUUUCAGGAGCAGGUUCGCUCCCGUCGUCAGAAAUAAGUUCAGGGCCUGCCUGAAGUUUGUCGCACAUGUUGACCUCGCGCAACCUCCAAGACUGCCUGUGUGCAGGCUCCACACUGCGGGGUUUGGCUGUUGCCGCGAUGGCUAGUGGCCUCCUCUCCCCCCCCCCCCUCGACAGGGUUGUCGUCUCAGUGCCCGAAGGUGUUGAUAUCUCGUCUGCGCCCAUCUCGUGACCUUAGCAAUGGUUGCUACGUCAGCGCCGGCGCGUCGUGCACGUUUGGAUGACGAGCCCCGUCAUCGCGUUUAUGCACGACCUGAGCCCACGCCCGCCUGCGUUCAAACCCAAAUGGAGAAGGGGGGGGGGGUCUCACGGAUUCGUUUUCUCCUCGCGCUGCGUUCACCGCCCAUAUAUGCGUGCACGUCCGCUGACGUUCUCGCUCAGACUGGGAUCGGCCCGACUAUCCGCACCUCCACGGUUCUGCCACUCGUAGGGCACGGUGGCAGGUCUUAUCAGUCCGAGGCGGUUUGGGUUAGAUUAUUAGUUCAAACGUGGAUGGUAUUUCAUUUCUGAUUGUUUCUUUUGCUGAUCACGCAGGCUGAACCUACCUCGAGGCGCGGAAGUCACACUGGUUGUCGGAGGAGCACAGUGGAUCACUCUGAAACACCUCAUCCAGAUCGAUCAGCUCCGCCGUUUGACCAGGUGAGUUCCUCAGUAGGACCCUAUUUUUUAGGGUAGCGGUCGCCAGUUUGGCUACGCUGGUGUAAAGUAGGUAGUUAAGAUAAUGAAUUUUAUUUAGACUCGCCAACAUUUCUAAUCACCGCCUUCUUCUUAUUCACAGCAGGCGUCGAGACUGCAGAAACUGCCGGAUAUCUAA